AUUGAAGAUAAUUAUUCCUCAGACAGGCCAGGCCAUAAUGGCUCGAGUACGCUUGCGAUUGGGCAAUUGGAAUCGAUUAAAUCGAAAAUGGGAACAUCGCGUUAGUAUGAUGAAGACUAUGGUUACGCAGCUAUUGGAGAAGGAGCGGAUUCGUACAACCUUGGCCAAAGCGAAAACGCUGCAACGCUAUGCAGACAAGGUCAUCACGCUUGGCAAGAAGGGGACACGCGAUGCCUGGAUCCAGGCACGGGGCAUCAUUCGAACCGACCGGGAGCUUCAUAAGCUCUUCACGCAAAUAGCUCUCCGCUACAGGGAACGCCCCGGCGGCUUCACACGUCUUGUGCGGGCGGGGUGGCGUGAACGAGAUGCUGCACCCGUGGCCUUCAUCGAGCUUGUUGAUCGACCCGGGGAGUUGCGGCCGGCCAGGCCCCCUCUACCGCAUAUAGAGCCCCUAUCCGUGCGGGCAUGGAUGCAAGCGCAGCUAGGGCAAACCCCGCGGCAGCCAUCGCCACUGCUGCCGCCCGUUGUGCAGCAGUACCUCCGUGAUGAGAACCGGUUAAGGGGCCCCGAUGCGGUUGCCAGCUUAGGCGAUGGGCGAUGAGGUCGUGACACGACCGUGGCCACCUUGCACGGGCCUGCAGCUCUGCCAAUCAUGUGCAUUUGUACAUAGCAGCUUAGUGUGUUCCU
Messenger RNA from Volvox carteri f. nagariensis, 687 nucleotides. It is a transcript of the gene mrpL17, whose product is annotated as mitochondrial ribosomal protein L17. Gene Ontology annotation, cellular component: ribosome; large ribosomal subunit. NCBI's taxonomy places the organism in Eukaryota, Viridiplantae, Chlorophyta, Chlorophyceae, Chlamydomonadales, Volvocaceae. Bases 38 to 601 code for a protein of 187 amino acids. Gene Ontology annotation, molecular function: structural constituent of ribosome. The transcript is spliced from 4 exons. The record is from RefSeq and is a predicted model, not a curated record. Gene Ontology annotation, biological process: translation.